AUGACACACGGUGUUGGCGGAGUGUUGAGUGAUAAUAAUAGUUCAGCGAAGAAAGUGAAUAACAAUUCACUGAUGCGAAAUCACAGUAAUCAAGCGAGAAAAACUGUUGGUGUUAUGGGUAGUAGACGCAUAUUCGCAGCAGCGUUUAAGCUGAAAGUGUUAGAUUCGUAUCGUAGUGACAUUGAAUGUCGUGGAAAUCAGCGUGCAACAGCACGAAAAUAUGGUAUACACAGGAGACAGAUACAAAAAUGGUUACAGUGUGAGAAAAAUUUGAGGAGCAGUUGUGCUGAGAAUGGUAAUGGAAGUGGAAAUGGAAAUGGCAAUAGCAGUGGGAUGAUUGAGAGUAAAGGCUUUCCAUCAGUCUCUGGUGUUGAUAGCAGUGGUAUAAAUGUCAUUAAUAGAGUAAUGUCAAAAACAGCGGAAACACCAAUAGUGAUAAAAUCAUCGGAUAAAGCAGCAGGAGCACCAGCAAUGGUGGCAUCAGCAUCGGCCUUGAACCUCAGCCUCGCCAGACUGCACGGCGACGAGUUGACUACUCGACAAGACCCCCCACCUCAUCCUUCAUCGCAUCGUACCUCGCCCACAUCUGCUCAAUACACACACCAUACUUCACCAAACUCUUUGCCCGCACAUACUUUGUCAAUCGACUACACCGAAUAUUCAAAUUCCAAUAUACACCAGCUAUCUCAUGGUCAUUUUGACAAUAGUAGCAGUCACAGCUAUAGCAUUGACCGGAGUAACUCGCCAGUUGAUCGUAAAUACAAUGUAAAUCAUUCAAACACAUACAAGCAAUCAAUGUGCGAUUAUCGUGGCAUAAGUGAUAGCCAAUUGUAUCAUCAAUCACACAAUCAGCAAACUCAUCUAGCUAGCCCAGGUAGUGGCACGUAUAAUUGCCCUGUUAAACAUAAUAAUCGAAUUGUCGAAAAGAGCGUGUAUCAGAAUUGCUGUCAUGUAUCAUCACCACAAGCUAUUCUAUCGAGCUCAUCGUCAUCGUCUCACUCUCAUCGGAGAGAUGUGGACUCGCCCGGAAAUGAAUCCCUUGCGCCAGCGAUAAAGAUGGAACGUGCUAGCCCAGACUCUCUGGCGACACCAGUGUCGCCCGACGGCCCACCAACUUCCCCUACUACCAUAAACCCUCCAUAUCCAGUUAACCAACACAUAUACAUGCCAGUUCGUAGAAUCGCUACGCAGGCCGUUCAAGUCGGAGACAUUCACUUGAAAACUUCAGGACAUACUACUAGCUCAGGGCCACAAAUCCAUGAACCUGUUGACUCCAAUAAAAAAGACCACCAUACUAAGUUAAUGUAUAUUAAAAAAGAAGAGGACGAAACGAUAAUAAUGAAAAAUGAGUUGUCGUCCAUGUGUGUGCUAACGAAAGAGAUUGUAGGGGAUCCGGAGGAGAAUCGGGUAAUCACCGAAGAUACAGAUAGAUCCAUGUACAAUGUAGCUGUUGGGGCGAAGUACAAUACUCCAGUGAUGCGGUUUUCACGAAGCAGUAAUGGACUCUGUGCAGAUACAUUAAGUCCUGCGAGAGAGUCAACUUAUUCCGAUCCAAUGAGUCCUAAAGAUGCAGCCAGCAUUUGCAGCAGAUCUACUAGCAGUUGUUCAGAUGGUGAGGUAGAUCCAAUGGAUUAUUCGCCAAGUCAUCAGAAUCCCAGUGGAGAUUCAUCUCGUCGGCGAUCAUUCUCUCUUCGAUUCAAACUUGAAGUGUUGGAUGCUUUCCACAGAGAUGUCAUUCUGGCUAGGAAUCAACGGGCUACAGCUAGAAAAUUCGGUAUAAAUCGAAGGCAGGUGCAAAAAUGGUUGAGUCAAGAGACAGAAUUGAGGGGUGAAAUAGCACUACGCGGUGGCGAUCUCCGCCAACGUUUAGGACCACUCCAGGAACUUCCGGAAUCUUCUGUUGCUGUUGACCUCAGAACUUGCUCUACUGGCCGCGAUGAUGAUGCGAUAAUCUCAGAGCCUUCAUCGUCCGUCUACUGCUGUGACUCAUCCUUCCAGAGAUUGAGAUAUUAUCCAUUGAUUUCGGUGGAUCCCGACAGUCCACCGAAUUCUUACGUAUUUUCAUGUUGUACAGAAAAUUACACAUCUUCAUUAACAUCAUGUGAGUCCGAAUUAAAGCGGUUCUGCUAUCCAGAGUCUCAAGGAAAGUUCUAUUGCUACUCUCCAAAAGAGCCGAUUGACACUAUUACUCCAGAUAGAUUGGAAAUUAAUUCAUCACCAUCAAAACGCACAGUCUGUACUUUCAGUCUCUGCUAUGAUACUCCAUCCCCAAAACGUAUCUGUCUCGAUCCAGCGGAUAUUGAAUGCAAAAAAGACACGUGCCACGAGCCACCGCUUCAAGAGGCGCCACUCUGUCUAGUAAAGGAGAAACACUUCAACACACCAUCCCCCCUACAGACUGACCGUGUUACAAGUACUGUCCGUACACCCCCAGCACCUUCUGUUAAUGCACAGUCAUCGAAGAACGAUGCUAUUCUAUUUAAACCAUACCUCGAUAAUCCAGUUAGUAAACCAACUGAUGAGGCACAUAAUUAUUAUCAACCUCGUCAACUGGCGACUAUCACCGGCCAUGACAAUGCUAUUGUCAACAACAAUAAUUGCAAUGGUAUUUGCAACUUCAACGAGAAGCCAGAUGACUACGCAGUCGAGCUCAGUAUGCGUGUACCUGUUUCUUGGCGGGCCCCUUCACAUGUUCCUGACUUUUCUCAACAUAUUCACAGCGCUUUUGCAAGGUAUCCCGCCACUCCACACUAUAUUUAA
Fopius arisanus is the source of this 2760-nucleotide messenger RNA. It is a transcript of the gene brk, whose product is annotated as brinker. Lineage: Eukaryota; Metazoa; Arthropoda; Insecta; Hymenoptera; Braconidae. The record is from RefSeq and is a predicted model, not a curated record. The transcript has a single exon. Bases 1 to 2760 code for a protein of 919 amino acids.